GAAAAAGGAGCUUUGGGGCUGGACAUUUUGAGGACUCAGCUAUCCCAAGGGAUUUUGUGCCUCGUGGAGAGACCAGACUGCUGCUGUUGGUGCCAGGAAGCUCUGAUUCCCGGGUGCAUCCUCCCACCAGUGGCUGGUCACAUCCCCUCUCCUCAGUUCUGUCCCCACAGGUGCUUCACCACCUGCAGGAAGGGACCCUCCCACUCACCUCUGCUCCUUUCUCUUCUCCCCAGAGCUGCGACUCUGCUGGCCACUCCCAGCCAUGAGGAUCCUGCCUGUCCUCUGUGCUCUGCUCCUCCUGAUGCUCCAGGGAGUGACAGGGCUGUCCCCAGUUGGAGCAUCAGCCCAGGAGUGCGAGCGCCGCGGGGGGUUCUGCUCGCAGCGCUCCUGCCCGCCGGGGAUCGGCCGCGUCGGGCUCUGCUCCGAGCGGGAGUUCUGCUGCCGGAUGUGA
Oenanthe melanoleuca is the source of this 451-nucleotide messenger RNA. RefSeq names its product gallinacin-5-like. Gene Ontology annotation, cellular component: extracellular region. Lineage: Eukaryota; Metazoa; Chordata; Aves; Passeriformes; Muscicapidae. Bases 263 to 451 code for a protein of 62 amino acids. The transcript is spliced from 2 exons. The record is from RefSeq and is a predicted model, not a curated record. Gene Ontology annotation, biological process: defense response.